CCAAAGUUACGAAAAACCCAAGGAGGGAAGCAAGAGAAAAAAGUUAUCCAUCCUUACAGCAGAAAAGCCGCACAGCUUGCAAGGGAAGCACAUAAACAGGAAAAGAAAGAAAAGUUGAAGACUGAUAAAGCUUUGCGUUUGAGCAUCAUUGGAGAAAAACUGCAAUGGUUUCAAAGUCACCUUGACCCCAAUAAAAUUGAAUACACAAAGAAGGAAGCUGGUGAACUAAUUGAAAAUUAUAUGUGUCGAUUCAAUGCGGAAUUGGAGCAGAUUGAAUUACAAAACAGUAUUAAAGGUAGACAAGGAAGACAGCAUGGUUCACGGGAAACUGUCAUCAAGCAGACCAUAGAACGUGAAAGACAACUCUAUGAAGGCUAUGGAAUAG
This is a messenger RNA of Balearica regulorum gibbericeps (East African grey crowned-crane), 385 nucleotides long. The record is from RefSeq and is a predicted model, not a curated record. NCBI's taxonomy places the organism in Eukaryota, Metazoa, Chordata, Aves, Gruiformes, Gruidae.